AUGGCGGACACCACAUGUGUCCUAAACUCCAUGGAUGAAGCGCCUAACAUCUUACAGCGGCUGGAUGCCCUAUUCAAAGCUUUCUGGGAAAAGCUGAGUGCCAGGAUGUCACAGUCAGUUCCUAAGAUUAAACCACAUCCAAACCUGUUGCAACGCUCCCAACACAGACCACCCCGCUUGAGGCGACGUAGGCCCUUCUGGAACACCUCAUCAAUAGUUGAGGGCAAAUCAGUAUCGGCACUGCAUACUCUUCCAGCAU
Pelobates cultripes (western spadefoot toad) is the source of this 259-nucleotide messenger RNA. The record is from the annotation of a GenBank genome assembly. NCBI's taxonomy places the organism in Eukaryota, Metazoa, Chordata, Amphibia, Anura, Pelobatidae.